UGGCAGUUCGGUUCCACAUCCGGGCCACAGUGCUCCAUUAUUAUAGUCUAAAACUAGCGGAGAGGUUCAGCGACCUUUUUUUUAAUAUAUAUAUUAUUUAUAUUUUACUUUAAUAUAUAUUUUCAGCAGUAGAGGUUGGAACCAAGAGGAAAUGUCUAACCAAGGAGUUCGGCGGAAUGGCCCCGUGAAGCUGCGACUAACAGUCCUGUGUGCCAAAAACCUUGCGAAGAAGGACUUCUUCCGCCUCCCAGAUCCCUUUGCCAAAGUAGUUGUGGAUGGUUCUGGACAAUGCCACUCUACAGACACUGUGAGGAACACACUUGAUCCCAAGUGGAACCAGCACUAUGAUCUAUACAUCGGGAAAUCAGACUCCAUCACCAUCAGUGUAUGGAAUCACAAGAAGAUUCACAAGAAACAAGGGGCUGGGUUCUUAGGCUGUGUCCGCCUUCUGUCCAACGCUAUCAACCGCCUUAAAGACACAGGCUAUCAGAGACUAGACUUGAACAAGCUUAGCCCCAACGACAGCGACACAGUGAGGGGCCAGAUAGUGCUGAGUCUGCAGUCGAGGGACCGCAUAGGAACCGGAGGUCCUGUUGUAGACUGCAGUCGGCUGUUUGACAACGAUCUUCCGGAUGGCUGGGAGGAGAGGAGGACGGCGUCCGGGCGAAUCCAGUACUUGAACCACAUCACGCGCACCACACAGUGGGAGAGGCCUACCAGGCCUGCCUCAGAGUACUCCAGUCCUGGCCGGCCGCUCAGCUGCAUCGUAGACGAGAACACGCCAGUGAGCACAAACGGCGCCACGCCCACCACAGUGUUACCGCCAAGUAAUGGCGACCAGCGGGUUCAAGAGAGACGGGUCAGAUCUCAGAGGCACCGCAACUACAUGAGCAGAACCCACCUGCACACGCAUCCAGACCUUCCUGAGGGAUAUGAGCAAAGGACGACACAGCAAGGCCAAGUUUACUUUCUUCACACUCAGACCGGGGUCAGCACGUGGCACGACCCCAGGGUACCCAGAGACCUGAGUAACGUAAACUGUGAGGAACUAGGUCCUUUGCCACCAGGAUGGGAGAUAAGGAACACCGCCACAGGGAGGGUUUACUUCGUCGACCACAACAACCGAACCACACAGUUCACAGACCCACGCCUUUCCGCUAACCUACACCUUGUCUUAAAUCCAAGUUCCAAUGGCUCUCGAGGAAACAAUGAAAGUCAAAAUGUCAGUCGUCAGAACCAGAUGAAGGAUCAGGCCCAGCAGGCUCUGGUGUCCCCCAGUCAGCUCCCAGAGGAGGCGGAGUGUCUAACAGUCCCCAAAUACAAGAGGGAUCUUGUCCAGAAGCUGAAGAUCCUCCGGCAGGAGCUGUCCCAGCAGCAGCCUCAGGCGGGCCACUGUCGCAUCGAGGUGUCCCGUGAGGAGAUCUUUGAGGAAUCGUAUCGACAAGUGAUGAAGAUGAGGCCGAAGGACCUGUGGAAAAGGCUUAUGGUAAAGUUUAGAGGUGAAGAAGGCCUGGACUACGGAGGAGUGGCCAGGGAAUGGCUCUACCUGCUGUCGCAUGAGAUGCUGAACCCGUACUACGGCCUGUUCCAGUACUCACGAGACGACAUCUACACACUGCAAAUCAAUCCAGACUCUGCUGUCAAUCCCGAGCACUUGUCUUACUUUCACUUCGUGGGCCGCAUCAUGGGAAUGGCGGUGUUCCACGGCCACUACAUAGACGGAGGUUUCACUUUACCCUUCUACAAACAGCUGCUCGGUAAACCCAUCACCCUGGAUGACAUGGAGUCUGUUGACCCCGACCUGCACAACAGCCUUGUUUGGAUCCUGGACAAUGACAUCACAGGUGUGCUGGACCACACCUUCUGCGUGGAACACAAUGCUUACGGAGAGAUCAUUCAGCACGAGCUCAAGCCCAACGGUAAAAGCAUCCCCGUCACACAGGAAACCAAGAAAGAGUAUGUCCGCCUCUACGUCAACUGGCGUUUUCUGCGAGGCAUCGAGGCCCAGUUUCUGGCUCUGCAGAAGGGCUUCAAUGAGGUCAUCCCCCAGCACCUGCUCAAGGCCUUUGACGAGAAAGAGCUGGAGCUGAUCGUGUGCGGCCUGGGGAAGAUCGACAUCCACGACUGGAAAGGCAACACGCGCCUGAAACACUGCACGCCCGACAGCAACAUCGUCAAAUGGUUCUGGAAAGCUGUGGAGUUUUUCGAUGAAGAGCGCAGAGCGCGGCUGCUGCAGUUCGUCACAGGUUCUUCCAGAGUUCCCCUGCAAGGGUUCAAGGCUCUUCAAGGUGCUGCUGGCCCACGACUCUUCACGAUCCACCAGAUCGACGCCAGCACCAACAACCUGCCCAAAGCCCACACCUGUUUCAACCGGAUUGACAUUCCACCUUAUGAGACCUACGACAAACUGUACGACAAGCUGCUCACUGCCAUCGAGGAGACGUGUGGCUUCGCCGUGGAGUGAAUCUGUGGCGUCUGCGAAGGCGGCUCGCCGUCCGCAGGAGUCCAUGCAGACGACGGGGCCUGGGGGGGGGUUCAUGGACAAUCGCUGCAACAAGUGAAGUUCAAACAAGAGCGGACCUGAAGUCAUGUGACUGUGGUUCAUGGUAAAACCUUCACGUCUUCCUUGGGGACGUUUUUUUACUCAUUGAAAGGAUCUCUUCAGCUGCUAAUAACUCAGACUAUUUACUAACUUGUGGAACCUGCAAAGCUUUUCUGGCUCUUCCUUUUUUUUUAACUCAUUUUAGCAUUUUUAAAAAAGACCUUUUUCCAUGUAGCAGAGCUUCAUCACGAGGUCGAUCCGUGCUGAAACAAUAACCGCAGUUAUAAGAGCGCUCCUUGUGAGAGGACACGGUUAUUAUCGGUCCCUGCAGCUCGGUGGAAACCCUAAAUGUGGACGCAGAGUGAGCACGACUCAGGCUGUUGUGGACAGACUGGGAUGUCAGGCUGCAGCCGACUGUUUACAAUCUUCUCCAAAGACGGCAGCAGGGACCUCUGCUUCCAGACGUCGCCCACCUUCACACUCUAGCUGUGUUUGAAAAGGAAUAAAUAAAGGAAUAUCUUAAGAAUGUGAUAUUUUUGUAUAACAGGAAAAAAAACAAUAAAAUUCUAUAUAAUAUAUUUAAUAUAUUGCAGUGCUAUUUCUGAAAGCCCUUUCCAGUGUUGAAGGGAAAGUCGAAUCUUUUUCAUGAUGAGUUUUACAGUUUCUAGAAAUGCUUUGAAAGAAAAGUUAAGCUUAAUUGAGUUUCACUAAAAAAAGUUGUGGUUCCUUUUUGACUGAAUCUCAUCUUCUUUUGGGGAGAAAUUUGUCUUAAGGGCAAAAAAUCUUCAUGUCCUCUCAGUGCCAUAGCAACUCUUGAAAGAAUAUCAGCGAAUAUUGACCCUUUAAAUGACAAAGAUGUUAUCCUGGAGCUGCAUACAGUGGUGGCAGGUUCAUCAUGCACCUCUGAUGCGCUUCACUCACAGCUGGGCUUUAUUGGCAUCACCGAGGAGCAUUUUUUCCUGUUGCGUCGUUUUCUCCUGAAGCCAAAAGUCCACGAAUUUAUGCUGCCUUUGUGUCAUUUUGGGAUACGAAGACCUUGACAACCUUUCAGCCGCGUGGUGCUAUCUAGAAUUGGGUGUUAGCAGCCUUUCAGACCGACAUACUACUUACUGCCUGAAGUGCGUCACUCAUGGUUGCAAGAGGUCCACCAAGCCGCCUCCUCCUCAGGACACGUCAUUGUUCAAAGAUUUAGAACGAACGCCGCCCACCUGUCCUCUUUUUAAGGGAAUUAAAUGAAUUUGCAUCCAUUUGCCCACAGCAAACCAUUGGAUGUUGCAUGUCUGUAUAUGUACUUUGCUUGAAAGUGAUCAGAGUGAGACGAGCUCCUGCUUUUAGCCUGCUUACAGUCCUGUCAGUGCUGGGGGGGGGUUUAUUAAAGGAGAUGGAGGGUUUUCUACAGCGAAAAUGUUUGAAUGUUUUGAAAAGAUGCUGCCCAUCAUGCAAACUCUUAAGACUUGUGGACUGUUCUCAGCAAACUCUUUAACAGCUGAGGAAAACAACAACUUUUUCAUACGCGUAUGCAAAGUGAAAACUGUCCUUAGAUGGUGCUUUGUACAGUAAGAAGAUAUUGUUCAUAUAUGUGGAUCAAACAAACUGUAAUUUAUCUUUAACUUAAGUGGAAGAGUUUUCUUGACCUGCAAAGAGGUAUUGCACACAAACGGAACACGGUCACACUGUGUGUAUGGUGACUCUCUGUACCAGAUGUUCAAGUUUUAAGUCCAGUGCACAAGCCGGCGGUUCUGCUGUGACCCCACACGACCCCACGCAGCGGGGGCCGGUAGCUGCCAUCUGAACAACUCAGCUUUUUCUUAAACAAGUUGAAGGAUAACGCUGUCAUUGUUUGUUCUGUUUUUUAUUAAAUGGCAUGAUCCACUCGCAGAGCAGUUUAGCUGACCGAUGCAAUUUUUAUGUAUGUUAACACUAUUAUUUUGUAAGAGUAUUUUAUUUUUGUGUGUUACUAGUUCUUAUUAAACUUGCCUUUGUCUAACAAUGUAAGGCCUUGUAA
Messenger RNA from Oryzias latipes (Japanese medaka), 4547 nucleotides. RefSeq names its product SMAD specific E3 ubiquitin protein ligase 2 (gene smurf2). Gene Ontology annotation, molecular function: SMAD binding; ubiquitin protein ligase activity. The record is from RefSeq and is a predicted model, not a curated record. Lineage: Eukaryota; Metazoa; Chordata; Actinopteri; Beloniformes; Adrianichthyidae. Gene Ontology annotation, cellular component: cytoplasm. Gene Ontology annotation, biological process: negative regulation of BMP signaling pathway; protein ubiquitination; proteasome-mediated ubiquitin-dependent protein catabolic process.